GGUGAGCGCUCCCGCAGACAGGGGGCGUCAAUAUGGCGUCCUGAGAAAGACAACACAGCCCGACACCGCACCGAUCUUCGGCUGACAUCGGGAGGAGAGAGGGACCGUUUCGCCAAACGCAAGACGUGAUUUCGUCCUGUGCAUCCCUCUGAACGGCCGCGAGCAUCGGGUUUGGAUGUGCAGAUCUCGGCGGAGGAGGACACCUGAUCUAGAAUUUUCCGUUUUCAUCUGUGUUUGAUGCUGCUGCUCAGUGCUCGGUGAUACAAAAGCAGGUGAGACCGAGGCGACCGCUCCUUUUUGGGAUUCGGGUCGGAAAUGUCGAGCGAGAAACCGGUUUUGGCACCGGGUUCCGCCUCGCUCACGGACCGAGAAGCCCCCACACCAGCAGCAGCACCGCCGGGUUCGGGGCAGCAAGUCGUAACGGGCUCCGUUACCGGGGACAUGAUGGUGUCUGGAUCGGGCGCCGUGGUUCUACCGGCCGGAGUGAUAAACCCCUCGGUUCCGAUCCGGAAUAUCAAGAUGAAAUUCGCCGUGCUCAUCGGUUUGAUCCAAGUCGGGGAGGUUAGCAACAGAGAUAUCGUGGAGACAGUUUUAAAACUGCUGGUGGGUGGAGAGUUCGACCUGGAGAUGAAUUUUAUCAUCCAGGACGCGGAAAGCAUCGCCUGCAUGGCGGAGCUGCUGGAGCACUGUGACGUCACCUGCCAGGCGGAGAUCUGGAGCAUGUUCACAGCUAUCCUGCGGAAGAGCGUUCGCAACCUACAGACCAGCACCGAGGUGGGGCUCAUCCAGCAGGUGCUGCAGAAGAUGAGCUCCGUCGACGACAUGAUUGCAGAUCUCUUAGUGGACAUGCUGGGGGUCUUGGCCAGCUAUAGUAUCACAGUCAAGGAACUGAAGCUGUUGUUCAGCAUGCUGAGGGGCGACGGAGGCGUGUGGCCAAGACACGCCAUUAAGCUCCUAUCUGUGCUGAAUCAGAUGCCUCAGCGGCACGGCCCUGACACCUUCUUCAACUUCCCAGGACGCAGUGCGGCGGCCAUUGCUUUGCCACCCAUUGCUAAGUGGCCUUACCAGAAUGGAUUCACUCUCAACACUUGGUUCCGAAUGGACCCACUCAAUAAUAUCAAUGUAGACAAGGAUAAACCAUACUUAUACUGUUUUCGAACCAGCAAAGGGAUUGGCUACUCGGCACACUUUGUGGGGAACUGUUUAAUUGUGACAUCAUUGAAGUCAAAGGGGAAAGGCUUUCAACACUGUGUGAAGUACGACUUCCAGCCUAGGAAGUGGUACAUGAUCAGCAUAGUCCACAUCUACAACCGUUGGAGGAAUAGCGAGAUCCGUUGCUAUGUCAACGGUCAGCUGGUUUCCUACGGCGACAUGGCAUGGCACGUCAACACCAAUGAUAGUUAUGAUAAAUGUUUCCUGGGCUCUUCAGAGACUGCGGAUGCUAACCGGGUGUUCUGUGGGCAGCUCGGAGCCAUUUACGUCUUCAGUGAGGCGCUAAACCCUGCACAGAUCUUUGCCAUUCAUCAGCUCGGACCCGGGUAUAAGAGCACGUUUAAGUUCAAGUCGGAAAGCGACAUCCACCUGGCGGAGCACCAUAAGCAGGUUCUGUAUGAUGGGAAGUUGGCCAGCAGCAUAGGCUUCACCUACAACGCUAAAGCCACCGACGCACAGCUGUGCCUGGAGUCCUCGCCCAGGGAAAACCCCUCCAUAUUUGUGCACUCGCCACAUGCCCUGAUGCUGCAGGAUGUGAAGGCCAUCGUCACUCACUCCAUCCACAGCGCCAUCCACUCUAUUGGAGGAAUCCAAGUUCUCUUCCCGCUCUUCUCACAGCUGGACUACAGGCAACCUAACGACAGCCCUGUGGAGACGACCGUCUGUGCCACUCUCCUAGCUUUUCUAGUGGAGUUGUUGAAGAGUUCAGUAGCCAUGCAAGAGCAGAUGUUGGGCGGAAAAGGCUUCCUGGUUAUUGGCUAUUUACUGGAGAAGUCUUCUCGGGUGCACAUCACCAGGGCAGUUUUGGAGCAGUUUCUGUCAUUUGCCAAGUAUCUAGAUGGGUUGACUCAUGGAGCUCCUUUACUGAAGCAGCUGUGUGAUCAUGUUUUGUUUAAUGCUGCCAUCUGGAUCCAUACACCAGCUAAGGUUCAGCUUUCCCUCUACACAUACCUGUCGGCAGAAUUCAUUGGCACCGCCACCAUCUACAGCACCAUCCGUCGAGUGGGCACCGUCCUGCAGCUCAUGCACACCCUCAAGUACUACUACUGGGCCAGCAACCCCCUGGAAAGUAGCGGUAUCACCCCUAAAGGCCUGGAUGGUCCACGGCCCUCUCAGAAGGAGAUUAUAUCCCUGCGGGCGUUCAUGCUUCUUUUCCUCAAACAGCUCAUUCUCAAGGACCGAGGAGUGAAGGAAGAUGAGUUGCAGAGCAUAUUAAACUACCUGCUAACCAUGCAUGAGGAUGAAAACAUCCAUGAUGUGCUCCAGCUCUUGGUCGCGCUCAUGUCUGAGCACCCCGCCUCCAUGAUCCCUGCCUUCGACCAGAGGAAUGGAAUACGAGUCAUCUACAAGCUCCUGGCUUCCAAAAGCGAGAGUAUACGAGUCCAAGCUCUUAAAGUUCUCGGCUACUUCCUGAAACAUCUGGGACACAAGAGGAAGGUGGAGAUCAUGCACACACACAGCCUCUUCACGUUGCUCGGAGAGCGACUAAUGAUGCACACCAGCACUGUGACCAUCACCACCUACAACACACUCUAUGAGAUCUUAACAGAACAGGUUUGCACUCAGGUGGUGCACAAGCCUCACCCAGAACCCGAUUCUACAGUCAAGAUCCAAAACCCAAUGAUUCUGAAGGUUGUGGCUACGCUGCUUAAAAGUUCCUCCCCCAGCGCUGAGCUGAUGGAAGUACGACGCCUCUUCCUGUCCGACAUGAUCAAACUCUUCAGCAACAGCAGAGAGAACAGACGGUGUCUGCUGCAGUGUUCAGUGUGGCAGGACUGGAUGUUCUCUCUGGGCUACAUUAACCCAAAGAACCCAGAGGAGCAGAAGAUCACUGAAAUGGUCUACAACAUAUUCCGUAUCCUGCUUUACCAUGCCAUCAAGUAUGAGUGGGGAGGCUGGCGCGUGUGGGUGGACACACUCUCCAUCGCCCACUCCAAGGUGACCUACGAGGCGCACAAAGAGUACUUGGCAAAGAUGUACGAGGAGUACCAACGACAAGAGGAAGAGAACAUCAAGAAAGGAAAGAAAGGUUCCGUCAGCACAAUUUCCGGCCUUUCCGCCCAACCCACCACUGUCAACGGAAACCUGGAGAUCCGCGAGAUCGAUGACACAUCUCAGACGCAGACACCAGAGAGUGAGGCAGACUAUGGAGAAAAUGCAGACUCUCGGAACCUGCUGGCCGAGACCAAAGGUCCGGAGGGCGAAGCCGAACGGUCGGUGGCGGGGGUUCGUGUGGAAGUUCAUGACUUGCUGGUAGACAUCAAAGCUGAGAAGGUGGAGGCUACAGAGGUUAAAUUAGACGAUCUGGAUCUGUCCCCGGAGGUUCUUGGAGGAGGAGGUGGCAUGGAGAAUGGUCCCUUGGUGGAAGUAGACUCGCUGUUGGACAGCGCCUACUGUGCAGCAGUUCACAAGCUCAAUGGGAGCCUUGUCCCCAAAGAGGAGGAAAGCGUUGUGGUGGGUUUAACUGAAGACGAUGGGAACAUGGGUCCUCUAAUCACACUCGCAGAUGAAAAGGACAGCGUUCCCAGCAACAAUGGCUUCCUGUUCCCCAAGGUGGAUGAGAAGCUGCUUCCCUCAUUGGCGUCGACGGAGCCCCUGGUGCUGCCCAGCCCUGAACAGCCUCCUUGUCCAACAACUCCACACACUUCAAGCGCCAGUGACGACCUCAGCCUGCUAGCCCACAUGACUUCUUGUGGUUCAGAUCUGAUUCAAACCCCAAGUGGCCUAACAGAAGAUGAUGGGUUUAAGUUGCAGAGCUCCUUGGCGGACAUCAGCACACUGGCAGAAGCCGAGGCGCAGGCUGCAGCCAGGACAGCAGAGUGUUUGGAGCAAGAGGUUGGGGAGGCCAGGGCAGGAAAGAGCGGCGGUGAUGCAGCCAGCACCACUUCAGACACAGAGAGAUCCGACGAUGGAAAAGACAAAGAAAUGAAGAAGAUUCAGACUACAGCCACCACGCAGGCUCUUCAUGGUCGUAUGUCGGGUCAGAUGGAGAGGGACCUCCGUGUGGAUCUGGGCUUCCGGGGCAUGCCGAUGACAGAAGAACAGCGGCGGCAGUUUAGCCCUGGCCCUCGCACUACCAUGUUCCGUAUCCCAGAAUUCAAAUGGUCACCCAUGCAUCAGCGCCUUCUCACUGACCUGUUGUUCGCUCUGGAAAGUGACGUACACAUGUGGAGGAGCCACUCUACGAAAUCGGUCAUGGACUUUGUAAACAGUAACGAGAACAUUAUAUUUGUCCACAACACCAUCCACCUCAUUUCUCAGAUGGUUGAUAACAUCAUUAUAGCAUGUGGCGGGAUCCUUCCCCUGCUCUCUGCUGCCACCUCCCCAUCUAGUUCUAAGAUGGAGCUUGAGAAUGUGGAGGCGACCCAGGGCAUGUCGUCAGAAACGGCUGUCACGUUUCUGAGCCGGCUGAUGGCCAUGGUGGAUGUGCUCGUGUUUGCCAGUUCUCUCAAUUUCAGCGAGAUUGAGGCUGAAAAGAACAUGUCGUCAGGGGGACUAAUGCGCCAGUGUCUACGAUUAGUAUGUUGUGUAGCAGUGAGGAACUGUCUGGAAUGCAGGCAGAGGCAGAGAGACAGAGGCAGCAAAAGCUCGCUGCCAAUCAGCAAGACCCAGGAGAACCUACAGACUGCAGCAUCCGCCAGCAAGACCGUCAUACAGAAUGUCCCGCGUAACCUUUCUCCCAUCAAAGACCCAGACAGACUGCUGCAGGACGUGGACAUCAAUCGUCUCCGAGCUGUCGUUUUUAGAGACGUGGAUGACAGUAAACAGGCUCAGUUCCUGGCUCUGGCUGUGGUCUACUUCAUCUCUGUCCUUAUGGUGUCCAAAUACCGGGACAUCCUGGAGCCACAACGGGAGAUCGGCAGGUCCAGCAGCCUAUCAGGGAGAAGCAUCCGACAAGAGAUUAAUUCACCCACCAGCACAGAAAACCCAUCCUCCUUCUCAGAUGGUGUAUGUGGAGACCGCCAAGCCGCCACCCCUCUGGACGAUCUUCCCCUGGAGGGAUCACUGCCUCACACUGACUCUGGCAUCGGGGAGGAGCAGGUCACCAGUGCUCUCAAUGGCUCCGAGCUGGGCGCAGACUCCAGCGGAUUGGGUGGGAGCUCUGGAGGCCCGGAUGCCAUGAGCGAGUUGCUGUGCACACUGUCGUCGGAGGUGAGGAAGUCCCGUGAGUCCCUGUUGGAGUCGCCACCUGGCAUGGAGGUUCUGAAACCAGCUGCGUCGAUCUCCAGCAUCAGCCAGGCCAACAAGGGAAUCAAUGUGAAGGAGAUCCUGAAGAGUUUAGUGGCAGCACCGGUGGAGGGGGCGGAGGCGGGGCCUGAGCCCCAGCCGUACCACCCUGACCCUGCCCUGAAGAGGGAAGCUGCUGCCGUGCUGCCCAUGCAGUUCCACUCGUUUGACAGGAGCGUGGUGGUGCCUGUUAAGAAGCCCCCUCCAGGGAGCCUGGCUGUGAACACAGUAGGAACACCCACCACCAGUGGAGUGCCCUCGUCAGGAAGUACGCCCAAUAUCUUUGCUGCUGCCACAGCAACACCUAAAAGCAUGAUCAACACAACAGGUGCCACUGACUCCGCCUCUUCCUCAUCCUCCUCUUCAUCAAGUUUCGUCAACGGUGCCACAAGUAAAAACCUCCCAGCGGUGCAAACCGUUGCACCCAUGCCUGAAGACACAGUGGAAAACAUGAGUAUCACGACUAAAUUGGAGCGCGCCUUAGAGAAAGUGGCCCCCUUGCUGAGGGAGAUCUUUGUGGAUUUCGCCCCCUUCCUUUCGCGGACUCUGUUGGGCAGUCAUGGGCAGGAGUUGCUCAUAGAAGGCUUAGUUUGUAUGAAGUCCAGCACAUCGGUUGUGGAGCUUGUGAUGCUCUUGUGCUCGCAGGAGUGGCAGAACUCCAUACAAAAGAACGCAGGACUUGCAUUCAUCGAACUUAUUAAUGAGGGGAGGCUUCUGUGUCACGCCAUGAAGGACCACAUUGUCCGUGUCGCCAAUGAGGCUGAGUUCAUCCUCAACAGGCAGAGAGCAGAAGAUGUGCACAAACAUGCUGAGUUUGAGUCCAACUGUGCCCAGUACGCUGCAGACAGGAGAGAAGAGGAAAAGAUGUGUGAUCACCUCAUCAGUGCCGCCAAGCACAGAGAUCACGUGACCGCAAACCAGCUGAAACAGAAGAUCCUCAACAUUUUAACCAAUAAGCAUGGAGCAUGGGGAACCAUGUCACAGAGUCAGCUACAUGAUUUCUGGCGUUUGGACUACUGGGAGGAUGAUUUGCGCAGGAGGCGGAGAUUUGUACGCAAUGCCUUUGGCUCCACCCACUCGGACGUGGCUCUCAAAUCUCUAGAGGAAUACGGUCAGCCACAACACAUCCAUACACCUCAGUCUAAUUUACAGUGCCCAAAUAUUAAUGAUUGUAACCCUGAGACAGAGCUGAUGCUGGAAGGAGAUGAUGAUGCCGUCAGUCUGCUGCAGGAGAAAGAGAUCGACAACCUUGCAGGUCCGGUGGUUUUGAGCACACCCGCCCAGCUCGUUGCUCCUGUGAUCGUUGCUAGAGGCACGUUGUCGAUCACCACAACAGAGAUCUAUUUCGAGGUGGAUGAGGAUGAUCCAACAUUCAAAAAGAUUGAUUCAAAGGUGUUGGCAUAUACUGAGGGUCUGCAUGGGAAAUGGAUGUUCAGUGAGAUCAGAGCAGUUUUUUCCAGACGCUACCUGCUCCAAAACACUGGAUUAGAGGUCUUCAUGGCCAACAGGACAUCUGUCAUGUUCAAUUUCCUGGAUCAGGGCACAGUAAAGAAGGUAGUGUACAGUUUACCUCGGGUCGGCGUUGGCACCAGCUAUGGCCUCCCUCAGGCAAGACGGAUCUCUCUGGCAACACCAAGGCAGCUCUUUAAGUCGUCUAAUAUGACUCAGAGAUGGCAGCGGAGGGAGAUUUCAAAUUUUGAGUACCUCAUGUUCCUCAACACGAUUGCAGGGAGGACCUAUAAUGAUCUGAACCAGUAUCCUGUCUUCCCUUGGGUCCUGACUAACUAUGAGUCAGAGGACCUGGAUCUUACCUUGCCUGGGAAUUUCCGGGAUCUCUCAAAGCCAAUCGGAGCCCUGAAUCCAAAGCGAGCCGUGUUCUAUGCCGAACACUAUGAGACGUGGGAAGAUGAUGGAACUCCGCCCCAUCAUUACGCAUCUCUGUACUCAACUGCGGCAUCCACUCUCUUCUGGCUAGUCAGGAUAGAACCCUUCACCACAUUUUUCUUGAAUUGUAAUAACAAGUUCGACCAUCCCGAUCGGACGUUUUCUGGCAUUGCACGCUCUUGGCGAAGUUGCCAGAGGGAUACAUCAGAUGUUAGGGAGUUGAUCCCGGAGUUCUACUACCUCCCUGAGAUGUUUGUGAACAGCAGUGGAUAUGACCUGGGGGUGAGAGAGGACAGGACAGCCGUGUGUGAUGUGGAACUACCAGUCUGGGCCAAAAAACCAGAGGACUUUGUUCGCAUCAACAGGAUGGCGCUGGAGAGUGAAUUUGUGUCCUGUCAGUUGCACCAGUGGAUCGAUCUCAUCUUCGGCUACAAGCAGAGAGGACCGGAGGCCAUUAGGGCUCUCAAUGUUUUCCAUUACCUGUCUUACGAGGGAUCUGUGAACUUGGACACCAUCACCGACCCCCAGCUCAGAGAGUCUAUGGAGGCUCAAAUUCAGUCAUUUGGACAGGCUCCAUCACAGCUGCUAAUAGAGCCUCACCCUCCACGCAGCUCCGCCAUGCACCUGGUGAGUCUUUAUUAUCAAGACACCUCUAUUUAUUCCAAUAACUCUGGCAUUAGUAAAAGGCAGAUCACAGAUUUGGUGGAUCAAAGCAUUCAGAUCAACACGCACUGCUUUGUGGUGACAGCCGACAACCGCUACAUCCUGGCAUGUGGUUUCUGGGACAAGAGUUUCCGUGUUUACUCCACUGAGACAGGGAAACUCACUCAGAUCGUGUUUGGUCACUGGGAUGUGGUGACCUGUCUUGCGCGAUCUGAGUCCUACAUUGGAGGUGAUUGCUACAUUGUCUCUGGCUCACGAGAUGCAACCCUUCUGCUGUGGUACUGGAGCGGACGACACCACAUCAUCGGAGACAAUCCCAACAACAGUGAUUAUCCAGCACCUAGAGCGGUUCUCACAGGCCAUGACCAUGAGGUGGUGUGUGUGUCAGUGUGUGCUGAACUGGGACUUGUCAUCAGUGGGGCCAAAGAGGGGCCAUGUUUGGUGCACACCAUCACAGGAGAUUUACUGCGGGCCCUAGAGGGCCCUGAGAACUGUGUCUGGCCCCGUCUGAUCUCUGUGUCCAGUGAGGGCCACUGUAUCAUCUACUAUGAGAGAGGACACUUCUGUAACUUCAGCAUUAAUGGCAAACUCCUGGCACAGAUGGAGAUCAAUGACUCCACACGUGCCAUUCUGUUGAGCAGCGACGGUCAGAACUUGGUAACAGGAGGUGAUAACGGUGUUGUUGAAGUCUGGCAGGCCUGUGAUUUUAAGCAGCUGUAUAUUUACCCAGGCUGUGACGCAGGCAUCAGGGCUAUGGACUUAUCCCAUGACCAGAGGACUUUGAUCACUGGGAUGGCGUCAGGCAGCAUCGUGGCGUUUAACAUUGAUUUCAAUCGAUGGCACUACGAACACCAGAACAGAUACUGAGACAGAACAAAGAGCGACAGAGACAGGAGGAGAGCGAGGGACCUUGUUUAGGGUCCGUAGUUGAAGCAGUGAGAGAAGUGGAGAUCAUUUCCUGCUUGACAGAUGAUGGUGUCCCUCUAAGUUCAGGGUGGAGUUAAACCCAGAUGAAAACACAAGACAUAUCACUAACGUUACUUAGACCUUUAAGGUUGUCCUUCACUCCCCACAUACUAUGAUGAGUUGCCUAAUGUCCUUUUGUCUGUGAAGAUCAUCGUACAAGAUCGAAGCCAGUAGGACAGCAGGACUGGAUGGACUGUACCGCAGUUCCCAGCAGAAGAGGCUUAGAGAUAAACCACCAACAAACCGAUUUUUUGAGGAAGGAGGGAGGGAGGGGGUCUGGGGUGGGAUUAAGAUGCAGCGGUGAACUUAGUCUUUGUAAAUACAAACUGCAAUGGCGCAGUUCUUCACUACAAGGGGAUAAAAAUCAUACUUCCCGCUCGCUCUCCAUUACGGAAGAGCCCAUAAUCCUUUAAUUUAUUAAUAACUUGCUGUAAGAUAUUGUGUAGUUCCAACAAAAUGAUGAUGAUUUGGAUGAUUAUAGAUGAAGGCCUGCCGAUUCACAGGGAGGAAGUGAACUGCUCAGACAGGAAACAAGCUUCUCUUUCCUUUUUGUAUAUUUGGUAAUUGUUUUGUCAUAUAUGUAAAUAUUGUGAUGGUUAGGAAAGCCAGGCAUGUAAGCGGACCAUAAAAAAAGAAUAAAGAGGAGAAAAAAAAUCAACAAA
Sinocyclocheilus anshuiensis is the source of this 9614-nucleotide messenger RNA. It is a transcript of the gene nbeaa, whose product is annotated as neurobeachin a. The transcript is spliced from 56 exons. Gene Ontology annotation, molecular function: protein kinase binding. Lineage: Eukaryota; Metazoa; Chordata; Actinopteri; Cypriniformes; Cyprinidae. The record is from RefSeq and is a predicted model, not a curated record. Gene Ontology annotation, cellular component: membrane; cytosol. Gene Ontology annotation, biological process: intracellular protein localization. The coding region runs from base 316 to 8853 and encodes 2845 amino acids.